AUCACCCUGCUAUGGAUGUGAUUUACAUUUGUUAUAUAUCUUCAUUAAUUUUCUGUAUAAGACUUGCAUGCCAGCUUCAAAGGAUUGCAUUUGGUUCUUGACAUGAAUUUGACCCCCCUGGUCUGGAUUCAGAUAAAGGGAGGUGCAAUGCACCAGGUGGAUUCUACAAGAUACUUCUGAUAGUAGGCGAUGCUAUCCAGCUUUCCCAUGAUUAUUGUAACCGUGGUCAACCUCACUUCCUUGGUACAUAAUAUUAGGUAUGUGAAAAUUACACCCAUCUUUGCUCUCUAUAUUAGACUCCUUGAAUCCUUGGUAGCAUUCAUAAUUCCACCAAGUUAAAGUUUGAUGAUACUGUGUUUGGUUUUGAAGAAUGGGAAUCAGAAUGUGAAAAGAAAAAGGUUGGUGAUUUUUCUUACCGGAGAAUCUUAUAGAGCAACUGGGAGAGAUAGGACAGGUGACAGUAUAUUAAAGUAGUUUAAUUGACAGUAUUUUAAAGUAGUUUAAUUGAAAAUUUUCAUUUAUCUUCUUCGUAAUUUAUCCUUAGAUUUCUUUUGUACUGGAACUGAAAGUUAGAUAAGAUCUAUUUCCGUUCUUAUCCGAGUCUUUUUAUCUCUGAUAUUCAGAUAAAAAUUGAAUAAAAAAGGAGGCAACAAAACCUUAGCUUAAUGCCUCAUCUUCUUCAGUCUAACCACUCUCAAAUCUGGCGAAGGGGUUCGGACUAGCCAACAUAUAAGUAAACUUUAUGCUAACAUUUCAUUUCCUUUGCAUCUAAGUUCCCAUUCAUGAUAAUAGCCAUAGAAUUUGCAACCUUGGUUGGAGUCUCAACUGAAGAACCAGAAUUGAGUGAUAUUGUCUAAAAAACUUGCACACAAAGCAACAAAGCCAUUUGGAUUCCAUAUUGGAGGAUACCAACAAGCAUUAUCACUUUAGUAUAUUCUCUUUGGAAUGACCAAAAAAGCAUCCAUUUCCGUGCCCCAUGUAAGAGUUAAUGGCUUGGCACCAACCAACUGCUCUUAGUGGAAUUUUAUAAGCCCUUUGCCAAACUCUCUAGGUAUGUACUUUGGAAGUUGCUUAAUCUCAAUGAUCACAACUACCAAUUCAGCUUCUGCUUUAACUAAAACUUCCAAGGUUUUAUCUCUUGGACAACAUAUAUUCUCACAAGGACAACUGAUAGGAUUUUUGUUGUUGUGUGUACUUUAUUAUCUAAAUGCAUUGUAGGCUCCAAACUUAUCUUUGGGAACAAUUGUCUACUCCAAGAGAUGCUCAGCUGAGGAACAAGAAAGGAAAUAAUUGGAAGGACAAGAAUUCACCCAUUAUUAUUCCCUCUUCUCUUUGGGGAAAGUCAUGGAGUCUAGGAAGUUGACAGUUGAUGCGGAUUUUGCUACAAGUGUUUUAUGUGAUGACUGGAAUAGAAAGGAAGAAAAGUCCAUUAUCUCUCAUUUCCAAUUUACUGUAGCAUAUUCAGAAGGUUCAACCAGUUCGAUUGGAUCAAUAUCGUCAUCGAGCGUUUGUGACGAAGAUGCAUUAUCGUCAUUCUCUUCUUCUUCUUCUUGUUCGUCUUUGUCCUCGACUUCAUCUUUGUUGUCCCAAAGUGAACUUCGUGAGCAACAACUUCCUAUCAAAAAAGGGUUGUCAAAAUUUUAUGAAGGGAAAUCACGAACCUUUUCAUCUUUAUCAGAUGUGAAAUCCAUAGAAGACUUAGCAAAGAGAGAAAAUGAUUACAAAAAGAAAGACACUCGAAUUAGUCCCAGGGCUACUAUUUCAAAGAAGCAUGGAAGGAGCUCUUUUGCAACCAUGCUGUCUAAGGCAGACACUUUACUUUGAGUUGAGAGAUUUCAUAUUCUCAACUAAAUAUAUGCGCCAUAUGCCUCCUUUGAAUAAAUUGAAGGUGUUGCUACUUAUACAAAAAUGAAAAUAAUUUAGAAAAAAAAACAACAACAUUAAAGGUAGAUAGUUGUGAACUUUAGUAGAAGAGUAUCCAUUGAUUAAUUUCUGUAGUAAUGAAACUUAAUUUGAUGUGAUACCAAAUUUUGAUAGAAAAAAGAAAUUGUGCCUUUA
Cucumis sativus (cucumber) is the source of this 2058-nucleotide messenger RNA. RefSeq lists its product as uncharacterized. The transcript has 3 exons. The coding region runs from base 1345 to 1824 and encodes 159 amino acids. Lineage: Eukaryota; Viridiplantae; Streptophyta; Magnoliopsida; Cucurbitales; Cucurbitaceae. The record is from RefSeq and is a predicted model, not a curated record.